Molecule: messenger RNA, 531 nt
Organism: Boeremia exigua
Lineage: Eukaryota; Fungi; Ascomycota; Dothideomycetes; Pleosporales; Didymellaceae
Exons: 2
Coding region: 1-531 (176 amino acids)
Biological process (GO): ribosomal large subunit export from nucleus
Cellular component (GO): nucleolus; preribosome, large subunit precursor
Source: RefSeq, a predicted model, not a curated record
AUGGCCAAAACCGCCAAACUCAAGAAGAAGCAAGUCACCCCGCACUCCCGCGCCGCGCGCCGCGCCGCCUCGCCCUCGAUCCCACUCCCCAAGCCCACCUCACCGACCAGCACCCCCGCGAAACCCGCCAAACCGACACCCGCGCACCACGUCCUCAGCGCGCCCAGCGGCAUCCGCAAGAAGCCCGCCAAAACAACGCGCGCGCAGCGCGUGCGCGCCGAGAAAGCCAUGGAGCGCGCUGCAGAUGAUAUGGAUAAGUGGGCGCUGAAGCGCGAGAAGAGUAUUGUCAAGGCGGCGGCGAUUAAGGGGCGGGCUAAGGGGUGGGAGGAUAUUAAUGAGUGGGAGGAUGUUGAGGAGGGGGAGGAGGAGGGGGUGGAGGGGAAGAAGGUGAAGGCGAAGAAGGGGAAGAAGGUGAGGAGUGAGGUGGAGGGGGGUGCGGUGGGGGAUGUGGGGAUGGCGGAGGUGCCGGAGGUGCAGGGGGCGGCGGUGCAGGAGGGUGCGGUGGUGGACGGGGGGGAUGAGAUGUUGUGA